This is a messenger RNA of Nematocida minor, 378 nucleotides long. RefSeq lists its product as uncharacterized. The transcript has a single exon. Lineage: Eukaryota; Fungi; Microsporidia. The record is from RefSeq and is a predicted model, not a curated record. The coding region runs from base 1 to 378 and encodes 125 amino acids.
AUGGAUAGUCUAGCACAGCAAUCGUCAAAUGAAGCCAUUAGAUUAAUAAACAAAUAUAUUGCAGUAUUUACCGCAGCAGAAGUGUCUGAGAAAACUCUUCUUCUAAUUGCUCUAUUUUCAAUCAUAUCUGUUGUUCUGUUUGGGCUGGUGUGCAUAUAUAAAAAGAUGUUCGCUGCCUCUGAUGCCUAUAAAAAGCAUCCACAUGUCAUAAUUUAUGCUGAAAAGAAUGAAGUAAAAAUAAAUUCUGAGGGCUUUGGUGUGCUACAGGACAGACAGAAAUCACUUUGUAAAAUGUGCAUUGCUCGAGCCCGCUUAAUUGAAGGCUUCAGAAUGUUCUCCAGUCUUCUAUCAGAUAAUCAGAAGAAACAAGCCAUCUAA